Molecule: messenger RNA, 1432 nt
Organism: Staurois parvus
Lineage: Eukaryota; Metazoa; Chordata; Amphibia; Anura; Ranidae
Source: the annotation of a GenBank genome assembly
UGCUCUUCCCCGCCUGUGUAGUCGGUGGUCGGAGGUGCGCACUCGGAGAGAGGAGGACAGUCGCUGUGUGAUCGCCAUGCCGACCGUGGAGGAGCUCUACCGGAACUACGGGAUCCUGGCCGACGCCAAGGACGAUGUCAGCAAGCACAGAGCGGCCUAUCAGGUGAUCCUGGACGGCGUGAAAGGUGGAGCGAAGGAGAAGAGAUUGGCAGCGCAGUUUAUUCCCAAAUUCUUCAAACAUUUCCCGGAUUUGGCCGACGCUGCCAUAAACGCCCAACUGGAUCUGUGUGAAGACGAGGAUGUGUCGAUCCGAAGACAAGCUAUCAAAGAGCUCUCACAGUUUGCAACGGGGGAGAACCUUCCACGCGUGGCCGAUAUUCUGGCACAGCUUCUGCAGUCAGAUGACUCUGCCGAAUUUAACUUGGUGAACAACGCCUUGCUGAGUAUAUUCAAAAUUGAUGGCAAAGGCACCCUCGGGGGAUUAUUCAGCCAGAUUCUUCAAGGUGAAGACAUUGUACGUGAGAGAGCCAUUAAGUUCCUCUCUAACAAACUGAAAACCGUUCCUGAAGAUGUGAUGACUAAAGAGGUGGAAGACUACAUUUUUUCAGAAUCCAAGAAGGUGCUGGAUGACGUCACCGGGGAGGAAUUUGUCCUGUUUAUGAAGAUCCUGUCCUCUCUAAAGACAUUACAGACAGUUAGCGGCCGACAGCAGCUGGUAGAUCUAGUAUCUGAGCAGGCGGGUCUCUAUCAGACCCUCAACCCCGCCGACCCCGACUCUGUGGAUCGCCUCCUGCAGUGUAUGCGGCAAGCUGUGCCACUUUUUUCUAAAAAUGUUCACUCUACUAAAUUUGUGACCUACUUUUGUGAGCAAGUGCUUCCCAUUCUGAGUUCCCUGACCAGCCCAGCAGAGGGCAUCGAUGUCCAGUUGGAAGUGUUGAAGCUUCUGGCUGAGAUGAGCUCAUUCUGCGGAGAUAUGGACAAACUUGAAUCAAAUUUAAACAAACUCUUUGAGAAGCUUUUGGAAUACAUGCCGCUUCCUCCGGAGGAAGUAGAAAACGGGGAGAAUUCGUCUAACGAGGAGCCAAAACUUCAGUUCAGCUACGUCGAAUGUUUACUAUUCAGUUUCCACCAACUUGGGCGCAAGAAUCCAGAUUUUCUAACCGGGAAAGUGAAUGCUGAGAAGCUUAAAGACUUCAAAAUAAGGUUGCAGUACUUUGCCCGAGGAUUACAGGUGUACAUCAGACAGCUUCGCCUGGCCUUGCAGGGAAAUCUGGGGAUGCCUUAAAAACGGAUGAGAACAAAAUCAAAGUGGUAGCCUUGAAAAUAACCAGCAAUAUAAAUGUUUUAAUCAAGGAUUUGUGUUCCAUAAUCCUCCAUCCUACAAAAGCACAGUGACCUUGUCCUGGAAGCCAGUACAGAAAACGGAUAUUGG